UUUGCCUUUUUGUCUCUUGUAGCAGAGUUUUGCUGUGGGUUCUUCGUGAUCCUGAUCCUGAGCAAUUUCUGGUUCCUCGCUGUUCUGUACCUGCUGUGGCUCUACGUCGACUGGGAAACGCCGUGCACAGGGGGCAGACGGUCCCAGUGGGUCAGGAGCUGGACUGUUUGGAAGUACUUUAGGGAAUAUUUUCCCAUUCAUCUUAUAAAAACUUCAGAUCUGAAUCCAAAUCACAACUACUUACUUGGCUUUCACCCUCAUGGGGUCCUGGUAGCUGGAGCCUUUGGAAACUUUUGCACCGGUCCAAGUUUCAAAAAUUUAUUUCCUGGGCUUACUCCAUAUCUUCAUAUCAUGCCCAUCUGGUUCGGCUGUCCCUUCUUCAGAGAAUACAUAAUGAGCGCUGGAAUGGUUUCCGCAUCCAAGGAGAGCGUCUCGUACGUGCUGAAUAACGAAGGAGGUGGCCACGCGUCCAUCAUUGUGAUCGGAGGAGCAGAGGAGUCUCUGAACGCGCAUCCUGGGAGUUUGACUUUGAACAUCCUCAAGAGGAAGGGCUUUAUUAAAAUGGCCUUGAAGCAUGGGGCUCAUCUGGUCCCGGUGUUCUCCUUCGGUGAAAAUGAACUAUUCAAGCAAGUGGCAAACCCCAAAGGUUCAUGGCUUCGAAACGUACAGGAGAAGCUGCAGAAGAUAAUGGGCUUUGCUUUACCACUAUUUCAUGCUAGAGGAGUGUUUCAGUACAGUUUUGGCCUAAUACCCUACAGGCAGCCUAUUCAUACAGUUGUGGGAAGCCCCAUCCCUGUGAAACGGAACUUGAACCCCACCACCGAAGAGAUUGAAGAGCUACAUGCGUUGUACCUACAGAAACUAAGAAAAUUGUUUGAAGAACACAAAGGAAAUUAUGGGAUCCCUGAGCAUAAAUCUCUUGUCUUCGAGUAGCAAAUUACAACUUGUAAUUCCAAAUCUCAUGGAAAAAACC
Eurypyga helias (sunbittern) is the source of this 973-nucleotide messenger RNA. RefSeq names its product monoacylglycerol O-acyltransferase 1 (gene MOGAT1). Gene Ontology annotation, biological process: diacylglycerol biosynthetic process; triglyceride biosynthetic process. Gene Ontology annotation, molecular function: diacylglycerol O-acyltransferase activity. The annotation marks the transcript as partial. The transcript is spliced from 5 exons. The record is from RefSeq and is a predicted model, not a curated record. NCBI's taxonomy places the organism in Eukaryota, Metazoa, Chordata, Aves, Eurypygiformes, Eurypygidae. Gene Ontology annotation, cellular component: endoplasmic reticulum membrane.